Coregonus clupeaformis (lake whitefish) is the source of this 1500-nucleotide messenger RNA. Its product is annotated as cell division control protein 42 homolog. The record is from RefSeq and is a predicted model, not a curated record. The transcript is spliced from 6 exons. NCBI's taxonomy places the organism in Eukaryota, Metazoa, Chordata, Actinopteri, Salmoniformes, Salmonidae. Gene Ontology annotation, biological process: modification of synaptic structure; small GTPase-mediated signal transduction. The coding region runs from base 129 to 704 and encodes 191 amino acids. Gene Ontology annotation, molecular function: GTPase activity; GTP binding. Gene Ontology annotation, cellular component: dendritic spine.
GCACCCCCUACUGGUGUUGACUGGGGUCACACGCACUGUCACUAGCAGCAGAAAGCCAAGCAGCUGCCAACGCCCGGUGAAGUAAAUACCAGAUUCAGUGAGGAAGAGACAAAGUAGAGAACACAAAUAUGCAGACGAUUAAAUGUGUUGUGGUUGGAGAUGGAGCAGUGGGAAAAACCUGCCUUUUGAUUUCAUACACAACCAACAAAUUCCCCUCUGAAUAUGUACCAACAGUGUUUGAUAACUAUGCAGUAACUGUCAUGAUUGGCGGUGAGCCGUACACCCUAGGAUUAUUUGAUACUGCAGGUCAGGAGGAUUACGACAGGUUACGACCUUUGAGCUAUCCCCAGACGGAUGUUUUUCUAGUUUGUUUCUCUAGUGUUUCACCCUCCUCAUUUGAGAAUGUUAAAGAAAAGUGGGUACCUGAAAUCACUCACCACUGUCCCAAGACACCAUUCCUGCUGGUUGGAACUCAGAUUGAUCUGAGAGAUGACCCUUCCACAGUAGAGAAACUGGCCAAGAACAAACAGAAGCCCAUCACCCCUGAGAUGGCUGAGAAGCUCGCCCGCGACCUGAAGGCAGUCAAAUACGUUGAGUGCUCUGCCCUGACACAGAAAGGACUAAAGAAUGUGUUUGAUGAGGCAAUACUGGCUGCCCUGGAGCCUCCGGAACCCAAGAAGAGGCGCAAAUGUGUGCUGCUCUGAGCAUUUCCUCUCUUCUAUUGGUUAGAGCAUUUCAACAACAUUACUUGGACAAAAACAAACCAUUAUUGCACAAGAGUACUUCACUCCUAUUGGUAACUGAUACAAAUACUUUCAAAAUGUUUGGAAAGUAGUGUGCGAGUGUGGACUUAAUUGAACUAGAUUGAUCUCUACUAGAACCUGUGAUAAUUACCCUCUCUUAUAAAAUAAUAUAAACUUCAUUCCUAGAGCCAUCUCAGUAUUUUAAAGUUAAACAGAUUGGUGGCUUCAGUCUUGUCCGAAGAGUGAGGGUCACAGACACAAAGCUGAUGAUUGGGAUCAGUGACAACAGAACAAAACCCUUUCAUGUUGAAUAGUGUCAGGGCAGCAUUGCCAGUGAUUUACAAAGAAUUCACCUUUUUAGGUGUACAUAAUGCUUUCAUGAACACCUGACGUAAACAUAAAUCCCCCUUCAACUGGGAAAGUGAUGAUGGCUUCGGUAUUAAACGAUAUAUACUGUAUGUGUCAGGGAUGUAUAGUAGUUUAUUUUAUUUUAUCAAAUGCCUUGUCUGUCACAUACUUUGUACGGUUUCUGCAUUCCAGGCACUUAAGUCUUAACUGAAACUGUUGCAGUGCAAACUCAAGACUUUUGCGUUAGAAAACACUUGACUGUCGACAGAUUGUUCCUCCUUUGACAGGAACUACAACUUACAGUAUGUUUGUUUUAUACAAAAAACAUUACAGCUCACGUUUUGUCAACAUUAAGAGUAUAAGUGCGUUUCUUGAAAUGUAUCAACCUAAUAAAGUUUAGAAUUCUCAA